Daktulosphaira vitifoliae (grape phylloxera) is the source of this 1219-nucleotide messenger RNA. RefSeq lists its product as uncharacterized. The coding region runs from base 145 to 1086 and encodes 313 amino acids. The transcript is spliced from 6 exons. The record is from RefSeq and is a predicted model, not a curated record. NCBI's taxonomy places the organism in Eukaryota, Metazoa, Arthropoda, Insecta, Hemiptera, Phylloxeridae.
GCUAAUUUCUGAACCCGGCUUUCAAUCUCGAACAAUAUCUGAAAUAUAAUUAAAUUUAACUACUUGAAGACUUAAAGUUUCUUAUUAUCAUUGCGUUAAGUAUUAAAUAUUUCAUAUAAAUUGAUAAAUUGUGUGAAUUAAAUCAUGGCAAACGCUGUUCGCAAAAUUUGUACGAAAUUUGGAAACGGUCAUCAGUAUUUGAUGACUAGUAAUAAAGUAUCGACAUACAGUUUUCUAAUGUCAGAUAAAGCAGUUCCUUUAUCAAUUUCACAGAAUGUAACAAAUAUAUCUUACCUCAUAUCACUAUCAGCAAGCAAUCGAAAAAUUGAAAAUAAAUGCUCUUUUGAUGCUAAAUCAAUGAAGUGGUUUAAGGAGUGUAAUCUAACAAAGAAAUCUGAAUUGCCUAUUGAUAAAUUAACAAAUAGGAUAAAUAAAUUUUCAUCAAGUUCAUCUAUACCAACAAAUAACACAAAAGAUUUACCAAGUGCUGAACAGUUACAAUCAAUGCAAAAUAGACUAGUUGAAGAUUUACCAAAAUUAUUCAAGGAAAAUUUAGAUUUUUCUUUUUAUCAUCCCAGCUUGGUGUUUGAAAACAACAUUAGAGGAACGAGGAGCGUUGGCUUACAAUAUUUUAUGACAACAGUAUCUUUGUUACGCGUGAUAGGCCAUUGUAAAUAUGCCUUUGUAAAAUUUGAUGUUUUAAAAGCUACCAAACACCCUGAAGAUGGUACAAUUAAAAUAAGGUGGAGAAUUAAAGGUAUAUCAGGUUUUAAAGUAUUCGUAAAAUUUUGGAAGUUUAAAUUUUGGGACUUGGAAAAUGUAAUAAAGGAUAAUAUAGAAGUGUGGCAUGAUGGUUUUUCAAUUUUUUAUUUGGGCUCAGAUGGCUUAGUACAUAAACUUACUGCAGAUAAAAUGCAACCAGAUAAUACUACUGUUAUAGAACCAAAAAACCCAUUAGCCACAAAACUUGCUUUAUUUUUAGGUUUGACACAACAAGCAAAUAAUUUUAAUUUAAUAUCUUUGGAUGUUAUUGAGCACGCAGAGUUACUAAAUAUGAUAAUUAUGUCAUUAGAAGAUGCAUUUUGAAGAUUUGUAAAAGUAUUAUAUGUAGCUCACGAUUGUUCUAUGUCUGUUAUUGUUGAAUUUGUUUUUUUUUAAUUACUUAUGCUUUAUUGCCUAUUUUCUUAACUUAUUUAUGAAAUAUAGUCAUCUAAAUAAG